AGCACACCACUAAUUAAGCAAAAAAAAUUGGUCCUCAUCCAUCAUGCUUCCUCUCUAGCCUGUUUCAAACAACAUGUCCAAACCUCCAAUGGCUGCUCAAAUGGAUGGUCAGUUUCUGAGCCCUUAUCCGCCUGAGGGACCAGAUGUUUCCAGAAGAAAAAGCGACAACAUCAGAAUUGUAACUCCGGAAACUGUCAGGCCUGAACACGUUCCAGAUAAUGAGCUUCUUGAAAAACUUCACACUUACGACAACUUUUACCAAACUACCAAAAGCUUGUUGAUUCUUUUUCAGAUUAUGGGUGUUAUGCCCAUUGAACGCCUGAGAGGGAAAACGAUAUUCAGAUGGUUCUCAGCAAACACUUGUUGGGCUUAUUUCGUGUAUACAGUGGAAACGAUUUUUGUCAGCAUUGUAUUCAAGGAGCGACUGGUGUUGAUCCUCAAGCCAGGAAAGCGGUUUGAUGAGUACAUUUAUGGAGUAAUUUUCCUGAGUAUCCUGAUUCCUCACUUCUUGCUGCCUCUGGGCGCAUGGCGGAAUGGGCAGGAGGUGGCUCGAUUUAAGAAUAUGUGGACCAAAUUUCAGCUGAAAUACUUCAAGAUGACUGGAACCGUUAUAAAAUUCCACCGUCUCACUCUCACAACAUAUUCAUUAUGCGUGUUGUCCUGGUUGGUGGGCAUUUUGAUCAUGCUUGCACAGUACUACUUGCAGCCGGACAUGCUUUUGUGGCACACUUUCGGAUAUUAUCACAUCUUAGCGAUGCUGAACUGUCUUUGCACGCUGUGGUAUAUCAACUGUACUGCCAAAGGGCGCGUAGCAGGAUGGAUAGCUGAAAAGUUACAGGAAGCUCUACAAACGAAAGGUUCAGCUAAAAAGUUAGCUGACUAUCGGGAGCUUUGGGUGGACUUGUCUCACAUGAUGCAACAGCUCGGCACGGCUUACAGUGGCAUGUAUGCUCUGUACUGCUUGCUGGUACUGCUCACGACUAUAGUAGCGACCUAUGGAUGUUUGACAGAAAUCCUCGAUCACGGAUUAUCUUUUAAAGAAGCGGGCCUGUUUCUUAUUGCUUUUUACUGCGUGACUUUGUUGUGCAUCAUAUGCAACGAGGCGCACGCUGCAUCGAGAAAAAUGGGACCGGAAUUUCGGGAGCGUUUAUUAAACGUUAAUCUCUCGGCAGUGGACCAACGAACAGUGGAAGAAGUCCAUAUGUUUCUAACGGCAAUCGACAAGAAUCCGCCCAUAAUGAACCUAAAUGGAUAUGCUAAUAUAAAUAGGAAGCUAAUUUCCUCCACGGCCACUUCAGCUGCAACUUACUUAGUUAUGCUGAUGCAGUUUCGACUGUCUCUCAUGAGAAACGCCGCAGUAGCUGCUAGAAAAACUGCCGGGCAAAACUCAACAAUGCAUGGUUAAGAGUAACUUUAAUUGGUUUACAGCAUAUUAAUUGGUAGAUUUUAUGUCUUGAUAAGUUACAAUUACAUUGCAUUAUCAUGAGCUGAAUAAACUGGGUUUCUUAGAGCAAAUGUCAGCUUCAAGAGCAAACAUAUAACGUGCAUCUCAUAUUGCUGUUUUGCGUUAUCGAAAAAUAUCCACUUCAUCGUUGUCAACCAUUAAUUUACUAGCAGAAUGACGGUUUAAUUGUGCUUACAAGAGCUGCACAUGUUUGGAAUGAGUUCCAUGACGAAACUGAAGAUUAAGCAGCAAAUCAGAUUUGUUACACUGCUGUUAUGUCUAUAUUAGCAGCUUUGAGUAUAUUUUUAAUGUGUGUGGAUUUAAAACGGGUUCUCGAUAUUUUUAAGCUGGGAAAUGGCAGCACUAAUGGCUCAAAAAUAAUUAACUUUCAAAAUUGUUUCAUUUAGCUGAACUUUUCAUGAGUAAAACAUUCAUUUUUGGUUUAUAAUUUCUUUAUGCAAUAAUUUUAUAAGUAGGGGAGAUUUAUAACGCUUGUCAAUUCCUCCAUUAAAUAUUAUUUAUACUUAAUUUGUCUAAAAUUAUUUAAUUACAAUCGUCAUGGUGUACUAGAUCCGACUGCAAAGAUUUUAUCUUCAAAUUGCAUUGCUUUGAAACUGCAAAUAAAAUUGUUUGUAGUAUUUACCGAUUGCUCCCCUACUUGCGGAUGAUUCUGUUUACAUUUACUAAAUUGUAAAUUCAAUAUUUCAUGGUAAACCAAUAAAUUCCACGGAUGGAAGAAUUGCAUUGCAGGCGCCACUUAAUGCGCCGACCUGCUCUGGAAUACAGAUGACACUGCCUGCAGCGAUUUAACGGUGUCUUUGAUUACUAUCGCAACAUGAAGAUUGGCUUUUAUAUGACCGCAUAUUAAUUCGAUGCUGUUCUACAAUUAUACGCCGCCUUUAAUGGAAAUCUCAGAUAUGUCAAUUAGGUACUUGGAAACAGACGCCGGCAACUUCAACCAGAGAUAUU
Molecule: messenger RNA, 2413 nt
Organism: Dendroctonus ponderosae (mountain pine beetle)
Lineage: Eukaryota; Metazoa; Arthropoda; Insecta; Coleoptera; Curculionidae
Product: gustatory and odorant receptor 22
Exons: 6
Coding region: 74-1405 (443 amino acids)
Biological process (GO): sensory perception of taste
Cellular component (GO): dendrite; membrane; neuronal cell body
Source: RefSeq, a predicted model, not a curated record